AUGUGCGGAUCCUCAAGAAUGCUUCGUGCAUAUAAACAAUUACCAAGAUCAUGGCAAUGCAGACUGUCAAGUAGCUCUUCAGCUACGCCUCCGUCAACCUCAGGAGUUUCUUACACCAAACUAAGCAUAGGAGUGCCAAAAGAGAUUUGGCAAGAUGAAAGAAGGGUUGCAGUAGUACCAGCUGUAGUCAGUAAAUUAGUAAAAAAAGGCUUUAAUGUCAAUAUUGAAGAAGAUGCAGGUGCUGUAGCUAAUUUUCCCAAUAAGACUUUUGAAGAGGCUGGAGCGAAAAUUACAAACUUAAAAACUACAUUCCAAUCUGAUAUAGUUUUGAAAGUUCGUCCACUCCUAGAUAAUGAAAUACAAAAUGUAAGGAAUGAAGGAACAUUGAUAUCUUUCCUCUAUCCUGCUCAAAAUCAAGAUUUAAUAAAAAAGCUUUCUGAAAGAAAGAUGAAUGCAUUUGCUAUGGACUGCAUUCCCCGUAUAAGUCGCGCACAGGCAUUUGAUGCUCUUAGUUCAAUGGCAAAUGUUGCUGGUUAUCGUGCCGUUAUUGAAGCUGCCGCUCAUUUCCCACGUUUCUUUUCCGGACAAAUGACGGCGGCUGGUCGUGUGCCUCCAUGUCGUGUGCUGGUAGUGGGCGGGGGCGUGGCCGGACUGGCGGCCGCAGCGCAGGCCCGGUGCAUGGGGGCCGCCGUGCGGGCCUUCGACACGCGUCCCGCCGUUCGUGAGCAAAUCGAAAGUCUCGGAGCCCAAUUCAUUACCAUGGAAAUGAAGGAAGAGGGAGCCGGCGAAGGUGGGUACGCAAAAGAGAUGAGUGAAGACUUCCUAAAUGCUGAACGAGCUUUGCUGGGAAAAGAAACGAGAUCUUCUGACGUUGUGAUAAGUACAGCGCUUAUACCUGGGAAACCUGCACCUUUACUAAUUUUAGAGGAUGCGGUUCGAGACAUGGCACCUGGUAGCGUCAUAGUAGACUUGGCAGCUGAAAUGGGGGGCAACAUUCAGACCACGAAGAAAGGGGAGAUCACUAAAGUUCACGGCGUCACUCAUAUCGGCCUCACCGACCUGCCGAGCCGCAUGCCCGCCCACGCUUCUACGUUGUAUGCUAAUAAUAUAUCAGGAUUUCUGUUGAGCUUGGGUACCAAUGAUCAUUUUGAUAUCAACCUGGAGGACGAAGUGACGCGCGGCGCGAUUGUCCUGAAAGCCGGUGAGCUGCUGUGGCCGCCCCCGCCGCCGCCCAGCAUGGCGCCCGCACACGCCGCGCCCAAACCGACAGCCGUACAACCUGAACCACCGAACCCAUUUAAAGACACUCUGAAGGAUGCCUUUUUGUACUCAACAGGUAUGGCGUCGUUGAUCGGUUUGGGUAUAGCUGCGCCGAAUCCGGCGUUCACAACAAUGACCACUACGCUAGCGUUGUCAGGUGUGGUCGGGUACCACACUGUGUGGGGCGUCGUGCCAGCGCUUCACUCGCCGCUCAUGUCCGUUACAAACGCCGUGUCGGGUAUCACGGCCGUCGGUGGACUACUCCUAAUGGGCGGAGGAUAUGUUCCGGAGACGCCCGUUCAGUGGUUGGCGGGUACUGCAGCUUUAAUAUCUUUCGUGAAUGUAUUUGGAGGAUUCUUGGUUACGCAACGGAUGCUUGAUAUGUUCAAAAGACCUGGUGAUCCACCGGAAUAUGGUUAUCUCUAUGCAAUUCCUGCCGCUGCGCUGCUCGGCGGCUACAUCACUACCGCCAUGCAGGGAUAUCCAGAGGUACACCAAAUGGCUUAUCUUGCUUCAUCUUUGUGUUGUGUUGGAGCUCUUGCGGGACUCAGCUCUCAGACAACGGCACGAAAAGGAAACUAUUUGGGAAUAAUCGGUGUCACUGGUGGUAUCGCAGCCACUCUUGGAGCUUUGACUCCAAGUGCUGAAGUGCUGGCGCAAAUGAUAGGCGUAGCUGGCAUUGGAGGUUUAAUUGGAAGCACUAUUGCUAAGAAAAUAGAGAUUACAGACCUACCCCAACUCGUGGCUGGUUUCCACAGUUUGGUAGGUAUGGCAGCAGUCCUAACCUGCAUCGCUACAUACAUGCACGACUUCCCCGCAAUGGCCUUGGAUCCUACGGCAGCCACACUCAAGACUUCGUUGUUCCUUGGGACAUACAUCGGUGGCAUAACAUUCACGGGCUCGCUAGUAGCGUACGGCAAGCUGCAAGGCUCGUUGUCGUCGGCGCCGCUGCUGCUGCCGGGUCGCCACGCCAUCAACGCGGCUCUGCUGACGGGCGCGCUGGGCUGCGGCGGAGCACUGCUCGCCUUCCCCGAGGCGCCCGGCCUGCCGCUGCUGUCCGCUGCUGCACUGCUUAGCGGGAUACAGGGGCUCACGCUUACUGCCGCCAUUGGAGGUGCGGACAUGCCCGUAGUAAUCACGGUAUUGAAUAGCUACUCAGGGUGGGCGCUGUGCGCUGAAGGUUUUAUGUUAAACAACUCGCUCAUGACUAUAGUCGGCGCGCUCAUCGGUAGUUCUGGUGCUAUCUUGUCGUACAUAAUGUGCAAAGCAAUGAACAGAUCUCUCCCCAACGUCAUCUUGGGUGGUUAUGGAGUGACGACAGGUGGAUCAGCUCGACCCACCGACGCGACACACACAGAACUCAAUGUAGACUCAGUAGCUGAGCUUAUCCACCGCGCGUCAAAUAUCAUUAUAACACCAGGCUAUGGACUUUGCGUUGCGAAAGCGCAAUACCCUAUCGCUGAGUUAGUGGAUCUUCUAAAGGAAAGCGGAAAGAAAGUGCGUUUUGCUAUUCACCCUGUUGCAGGUCGUAUGCCCGGACAACUCAACGUAUUAUUGGCCGAAGCUGGAGUUCCAUACGAUGACGUAUUUGAAAUGGAUGAAAUUAAUGAUGAAUUCCCCGAGACCGAUUUAGUACUUGUUAUUGGUGCUAAUGACACUGUAAAUAGCGCGGCCGAAGAUGAUCCGAAUUCACCUAUUGCGGGAAUGCCGGUACUCAAAGUAUGGAAAGCGAAUCAGGUUGUAGUAAUGAAAAGAUCAAUGGGAGUUGGAUAUGCGGCCGUGGACAACCCGAUAUUCUACAAUCCCAACACUGCGAUGUUACUCGGCGAUGCUAAAAAGACUUGUGACUCUCUACUUGAACGAGUUAAACAUUUAGCAGCCUAAACCAUUUUGAUGGUGAACAGAUAUUGAUUGUAGAUAAACUUUUACUAUUACUGAAAUUCUGCUAUUCUUCGCUGUGACUCACCAUAAUUAUGUAUACAUCGAUAUGCUGAAACGACUGGGCGCUUCCUAUCUAUGUUAAUAGUUAAUGGUAAUGAGGAAGAAGUGCAUAGAUCAUAAUAUAUACAUAUUUACUACGUAACGAAUAAAGCUAGGAAUGGCAGUUCUCAUUAAAUUUAAAAGGGCACUAAAUACGACAAAGCCACUUGCCGAACUACAUCAAAACCAUAAAACAUACUAAAAAAGUUAAAGCAAUGGGCGGUUCUUACGCCUAAUAUUGGUUGUAAUUAUUCUCAUUAGCCCAGUAACGUACACUGCUGUACCUAUAGGCCUCUCCCAAAAUUUUAGUCACAUAAUAAUAUACUAUAUUAUUAUCUACAAAAUGACAGAAAAUAUGAUAUGUUAUAUCAUAAAUAACUGUAUUAGGGAAUAUUAAAUGAAUAUUAAAUUGAUUAGAGAAGAAAAGGGUUAUGGAGAUUAUUAAUGACAUUAUCUUAUAUUAAAAGAAUAUUAUUGAGACUUUGGUUAUAACUACAAAAAUAUAUUCUGAAAUUUAUAGACUGAUAUAAAUAAUUCAUGCCAAAUUAUUGUAGAUGUAUGAAUGUUUUCUUUUUAAAUUGGAGAUUUUACUUCAUUUUUUAUUGACGAUCUAAGUGAUGAAUACUAUAAAGUAAAUUACUAUAUUUUUAAUGUGCAAUCACUACAUAUUUUAAGUAAUUUUCCAAAAGGAAAUUUACGAUGUGUUUUACGAAAGUUAAAGUGAACAAGAAAUUGUGUUCUAUAGUUUAAUGUUUUACAGCAGACUUCAGAGUUUUUUUUAUUGGAAAUUAUUUAGAUCCUUACAAUCUUUAGUAAUAUAUGAAUAAUUUCAAAGUGCCUUAUUGUUUGUUUAACUAGUCCAUUUUACCAUAAAAAUAGUCAAUCAAUAAGCUUAUAUUAUGAGCAAGAUCAUCAUUUAUUAUGCAAUAAUUUUUUAAAAAGGUUUAAUAAUAUUUAUAUACAGAUUACUUUAUGCAUGUUUACUUGCUGAUUCUACUCGAGGAAUGAUCUCUAUGGAGUUACACGCGACUUCAGAACAUUUUUUUUACUAGACUUCACAUUCCAUAAAAAAUAUGUUUUUUAAAUGAAAUAGCUAUGAAUUGUUGCCGCAUUUGGUCUUGAAAUUUUGUAAUUUAGUAUUUUAUAAAAGAAAAUAGAACAUGACGCUAGAAAGUAGUUUGAGAACUUAAAACUUAGAAAUGAAUUUUCUAUAAAAUAUAAUAUGUAAAUGUUCUAUGAAGGUGUAAUAAAAAUAGUGAUUAAUUAUAA
Molecule: messenger RNA, 4509 nt
Organism: Bombyx mandarina (wild silkworm)
Lineage: Eukaryota; Metazoa; Arthropoda; Insecta; Lepidoptera; Bombycidae
Product: NAD(P) transhydrogenase, mitochondrial
Biological process (GO): NADPH regeneration; proton transmembrane transport
Cellular component (GO): mitochondrial inner membrane
Molecular function (GO): NADP binding
Source: RefSeq, a predicted model, not a curated record